CACUUGGCCGCGAUGCAUUGUCCAAAUAACCACAACGCACGAAGCAGGUGUGCAACCACAUUGAAAAAGAUAAAACUAUCCUCAUCGACUCAAACCUCAGGUCUUCAACUACAGUGACCUGUUAAGGUGCGAACUCGUAAGUUAACAUUCUAAAGGGAUUAAAGCAUCUUCCAAUGAUCAAACUAAGUUACAACCUCCAGUUGCAGAUCAUCAGACGGAAAAGGAGCGAGCAGAACGAACCAACUGGGGUCCCUAUUACAAAAGGCACGAGUAAUUGUUGCUAUAGCUACAAUUCGGAAGAUGAAAUUGGAGCGGGCCCUUAAGCUGAAAGAUCAGUGUGAUCGAGAGCUUCGCACUAUCUGUGAAGCAAAGCGCCGUCACUAUCUUCCACGAUCGACUUUGGACAGCCAUGAUGAGCUCCAACUGCUCGAGCAGGACAGGACAAAUGAGACUGUGAUCCGAGACAAGCGUGAGCUCGAGCGUUUGAUGCGAAAGCUCUCCCCAGCAUUGAGCCACUUUACGUCGACAGAGGCCGAGUUUGUCCAUGCUCUCCAAGGCUGCUCUGCGUGCAGCAAUCGAUUGGCCUUUUGUGCAUCGUGCACUGAGAAGGCGUCAGAGUUUUUCAAUGGUUUCUCAUCUGCUGAGCUACUUUCUCUGUACGGAACGGAUUUACCGCCUGCCAACGAAACAGAACUAGCGAGUUUUAUUGAAGCCGCCAAUUCCCGUGAAGCUCGAGCUAUUCGCAAUGAAUACAGUGAUAGUUAGCACUACGUAUCUGUGUGCGUUCUGUUAGCAUUCUACUGCUUACUUCGUGGGCACUGGAAACGGAAUGCUAUCGUGUUAACAUCAAGAAGGGAUACAUAUCACCUGAAAGAACGUCUGUGGCUCGAGCUGGAGCCGAAAGAACGUCAACUCUUGGAGAUAGACAGCUUUCCGAGUAGCGAUGCCUUCUUUGUGAAGUAUAAUGUGCUACGUUCUCCAUAAAAAAAA
Phytophthora nicotianae INRA-310 is the source of this 990-nucleotide messenger RNA. RefSeq lists its product as hypothetical. The transcript has 2 exons. The record is from RefSeq and is a predicted model, not a curated record. NCBI's taxonomy places the organism in Eukaryota, Oomycota, Peronosporomycetes, Peronosporales, Peronosporaceae. Bases 301 to 765 code for a protein of 154 amino acids.